Molecule: messenger RNA, 2119 nt
Organism: Mytilus californianus (California mussel)
Lineage: Eukaryota; Metazoa; Mollusca; Bivalvia; Mytilida; Mytilidae
Product: cryptochrome-2-like
Exons: 11
Coding region: 150-1739 (529 amino acids)
Biological process (GO): entrainment of circadian clock by photoperiod; circadian regulation of gene expression
Cellular component (GO): nucleus; cytoplasm
Molecular function (GO): FAD binding; DNA binding
Source: RefSeq, a predicted model, not a curated record
CCCGACUCUGAUCAGGGCAAACUUUCCAAAAAUUUACAGUCGCCAGAUUUUCAAUAUUCUAAUAGCCUAAAUGGCGACCAGUUAUGAAUUUUUUGUCGACCAUUUCAGUAGACUAAAUUGAGGACUGCUUUAUCACUUCCCCUGGCUAGAUGACAAAAAGAUCUAUUCACUGGUUUCGCAAAGGGCUGCGUCUCCAUGACAACCCAGCUUUAUUGGCUGCUUGUGAGAAUGCUGUUGAUGUUAAACCAAUUUUCAUCUUGGAUCCAUGGUUUGCCAGUAAUGCAAGAGUUGGUGUGAAUAGAUGGCGAUUCCUGUUACAGACACUACAAAACUUGGACCAAAGUUUGAAAAAAUAUAAUUCUAGGUUACAUGUUGUUAGAGGUACUCCAGGAGAGGUUUUUCCUGAACUGUUCAAGCAAUGGGAGACAACUCACUUGACCUUUGAACUUGACAUUGAACCUUAUGCCAAGGUCAGAGAUGCUGCAGUUAAGUCACUGGCAGAAAAGUCAGGUGUUGAAGUGAUGACAUUUGUUUCCCAUACCCUGUAUGAUACUGAUAAAGUUAUCAAAGCUAACGGUGGAAAUCCUCCAUUGACCUACCAACGUCUACAAACGGUUCUCUCAAAAAUGGGAGCACCUCCUAAGCCUGUUGAGGGACCAAAAGAAAUAACGACCAAAAUAGCAGCCAAUCAUGAUACAGAGUAUGGUGUACCAACCAUGGCUGACCUUGGGAAGGAUGAUGCUGAAUGUGGACCACUGCUGUUUCCUGGUGGUGAAACAGAGGGUCUGAAGAGACUGGAUACUAUGAUGAAGAAAACAAAUUGGGUGUGCAAGUUUGAAAAGCCCAAAACAGAGCCUAACACCUUGGCACCAUCCACAACCGUGUUAAGUCCAUACUUAAAAUUUGGCUGUGUUUCUGCAAGAACCUUCUACCAUGAGGUACAGAAAGUUUACAGCCAAAACAAGAAUCACACUCAGCCCCCAACAUCAUUAUUAGGACAGUUAUUCUGGAGGGAAUUUUAUUAUGUCAUUGCCUCUGUGUCACCAAACUUUGACAAGAUGGAAGGGAAUCCAAUCUGUACACAGGUCGACUGGGAUGAUAAUAAGGAAUACUUAAAUGCUUGGAGAGAGGGAAAAACUGGUUACCCAUUUAUUGAUGCCAUAAUGGUCCAGUUAAAGACUGAAGGUUGGAUCCAUCACUUAGCCAGGCAUGCAGUGGCUUGUUUCCUGACCCGAGGAGAUCUGUGGUGUCACUGGGAGGAAGGAAUGAAUGUAUUUGAGGAAUGGUUGUUAGAUGCUGAUUGGUGUCUGAAUGCUGGUAAUUGGAUGUGGCUGUCUGCCUCAGCAUUCUUCCAUCAGUACUUCAGAGUGUAUAGCCCUAUAGUCUUCGGCAAGAAAACAGACAAGGAUGGAAAUUAUAUCAGAAAGUACUUACCACAACUAAAGAAUUUUCCCACACAGUACAUUUAUGAGCCGUGGACAGCACCACUGAAAGUCCAAGAGAAAGCAGGGUGUAUUAUUGGGAAAGACUAUCCAAAACGUGUAGUUGAACAUGAUAAAGUGAGGGAGAAAAAUAUAAAACGAAUGGCUGAGGCAUACAAAAAAAGGAAAGAGGGCAGUAGUAAGGGUAUUACUGAGAAGAGAAAGACUGAAGGCAGUGAGGAUGGGACUCCAAAGAAAAAAAGAAAAACAGGGGGAAAUAACUCUAAAAUAACAGACUUUGUCAAAAAAUCGAAAUAAUGUUAAAUGAUGAAAGACUAAUUAAGGCCAUAACUACCUCAUUAACGUUAAACUUUGAAAAGACAUUUAGAAAUGAUAUGUCAAUAAUAAAUUGUGCAGUUCAGCAUCAAGCAUUUGUUUGUUAGCAUACCUUGUCGAAAGGGCUGUACAAGAAUAUAGUCUUACCAAUUUGUAGUCCACUGAACAGAACAUAUUUAUUUAUGUAGAAACGAAGAGAAGUCCAUGAUGAAGUAUACUGGUUUCUUUUAAGGAAGCAUUGUUUUGUUUGGUCCUUGAUUUAAUUGAAGAUGCUACCUUGUUAUCAUAGGAACUUCAAUAAUGUAUGUUUGAUUAAUGUCUAUUAAAAGAGUAAUGCAGAAUAAAGUGUGAACGCAAAUGAU